AUGCAGCUCAGCCCCAAAACAUACAAACCGUCCCGCUCCUCCAGAGAUACCGCACCCGCACCAUCGCCCUCCUCCAGUCGUCCCGUGCUCGCCAACUAUGCCUCGCACCACCUCACCAUCGGCUGUGGUGUUGCGAUCUUCCACGUCGCGUCUGCGCGGGUAGUCCUGUGCUUCCACAGUAGAGACCGAUACUGGUUCCUGCCCAAGGGCCGGCGGGAUGCGAACGAGGAAAGCGGGCCGGCGGCGGAGAGGGAGGGGUAUGAGGAGUCCGGCUACCGCAACCGCCUCCUCCCCCUCCCAAUCCGGCACCGCCAACCACGCGCCCACGCUCCAGCGGCCGCGCACUCACCCUUCUCGACCGAGCCCGUCUGGACGCAGUUGAUACCGCAGUCCGCGACGACGCAGUAUAUACUCUUCUGGUAUAUUGCUGAAACGCUGCCACCGAACCUUCAGCCCCCCACCACCGGAAACAUCCCCGCUUCUUCUACCACCCCUUCCACAGACACUUCCCCGCCUCCCCAGUCCCCCACUGCAUCCUCCACAGCCUCAACACCACAGAAACCACCCUACACACCACCCUCGACCUAUCCCCCUACUCUGUCCCUCCGCACACGCAUCGCGCAAGAGCCUCCGGGGUACGAACCCCCGAAAGAAGAGGGCACAGGGGUAGAUGCGGAGGAGGCGCUGUAUCUAAGCUCCCUGGUGCCGGUUGCCGAGGCGCGGGAGAAGCUGCGUGGGAGCAUCAUGGCGGAUGUGGUUGCGAAGGGUUGGGAGGCCGUGCUUGCGAGGUUGGGUAUGGAGGAGGCUGAGGCUGAGGCUGGUGGGUAA
Molecule: messenger RNA, 828 nt
Organism: Coniosporium apollinis CBS 100218
Lineage: Eukaryota; Fungi; Ascomycota; Dothideomycetes
Exons: 2
Coding region: 1-828 (275 amino acids)
Molecular function (GO): hydrolase activity
Source: RefSeq, a predicted model, not a curated record